Episyrphus balteatus (marmalade hoverfly) is the source of this 2301-nucleotide messenger RNA. RefSeq names its product kelch-like protein 1. Gene Ontology annotation, molecular function: protein binding. NCBI's taxonomy places the organism in Eukaryota, Metazoa, Arthropoda, Insecta, Diptera, Syrphidae. The record is from RefSeq and is a predicted model, not a curated record. The transcript is spliced from 2 exons. Bases 138 to 1847 code for a protein of 569 amino acids.
CGUUCAUCCUUGCAUAAACAAAUGUUUUUGUUUUGUUUUUUUUUUUAUUAAAAAAUUAAAUUUUCUAAAAAUUUUCUGAUAAAAAUUCCUCAAUAAAUUCAAGAAGAUAGGAAUAGUUAAAUACCUUCAGAUUUAAAAUGACAUCUACAAAUGAAAUACCAAUAAAUGAUGAAAAGAUCAUCUUCAAAUGUGACAAACACUCUGCAAUUAUCUCCGAGAAAUUACAGAGUUUCUAUCAAGAAGAUGAGUUUUUCGACACUAUUCUCACAGCAGGAAGCAAUUACGCCAAGCUUCAAGCUCAUAAAGUUGUACUCUGUGCAUUGAGUGAGUACUUUUUGCAAUUUUUCCGUCUGAAUCAAACAGCUUCGAAAGAUAAUGUUGUUGAACUUAAAGAAAUCCAAGCUUCAACAUUGAAACUUGUAAUUGAUUUCAUGUAUACGGGUAUGAUUGAAUUAAGUCUCGCAACUGUUGAAGAACUUUUGCGAACUGCAUCGUUUUUAAAAUUGAAAACUUUAGUUGACGGUUGUUGUGAACUGAUUGUGGAAAACAUCAAUUACAGCAACUCUUUGUAUUGGUUCCGUUUAGCUAAAGAACUUAGUCUAGAGAGUCUUAAAGCCAAGUCACUCGAAUGUACUUACAUUCACUUUGAGAAUAUAUCAAAGGAACAAGAAAUUUUGAUUCUGAAUGAAAACGAAUUGAAAGAUCUCCUAUUCAAUGACAAUCCUCAUGGAGACUUUGAAGAAGAAGUCUUUUUAUCCAUGGUCAAAUGGAUAAAUUAUGACAAACUCAAUCGUGAACAUUUGACUUUCCAGCUUUUGUCAAUGGUUCGUUUUUGGGUUUUAACACCAAAAUUUAUCGUUGAAAACAGACAUUCAGUUUGUAAGACUGUCGAGAGCUACGAAUUGAUUUGUAGUUGGCUUCAAUGGCAUUUGUCGCCCGAAAGUCGAACAAACGAUUAUGCAAAUAUUAAUUUUAAUCCAAGAAUAAAGCCUUUUAAACUUGCAGUUGUACGUAGUUAUUAUGAUGAUAAUAAGAAAAUUAAUAUUGAAACCUUUGAAUCGCAUAAAAACGCAUGGUCAAUAGAAAUAGAAAAUUGUCUUCUUAACAAAAAAUGUUCAUUUGCUAAUAUUGUCAUUGAUGGUAAACUGAUUGUGGUUGGAGGGUUUAAAAGUUUUGAAUGGCAAAAGACCGUAGAGUGUCUAGAUUUGAAAACAUUCAAAUGGACAGAUUUCCCACCAAUGAUAAAGGCACGAUUAGAGCGAUGUCAACUGGUUGAUUUAAAAGGAUAUUUGGGUGUUUUCGGGCGUCAUAGCUAUGACUUUCUCUGUGCUUCCAAUUCAAUUUCCAUGGAAGUGUACAACUUUUCAACAUGCACAUGGCGUGAAAUACAACCACUUAAUCAACUUAGUGAUCAAAACAAAAUAGUUGCACAAAAUGGAGUGAUGUACAUACUUGAUUUUAAAAACGGCUAUUUGCAAACUUAUUAUGCAGCUUCAAAUCAAUGGACUUCUAAAACUAUUAAGAAAGCUAUAGUAAAAGAUUAUGGUCUAGCUGCUGUGGAGAGAUUUUUGUACGUCUUUGGUGGUCAUCGUAUGGAUAAUGGAGAAUGUGUGCGAAAUGUCCAACGAUAUGAUCUGUCCAACAAUUUUUGGUGGGAAAUGGCACCACUACCAUAUAUACAAGCUGCUACGUUAAUAAAAACCAAAGUUUUUGAAAAUAAAAUUAUAGUCUCGGAUUCUGUUAAUAUUGCAGAGUAUAAUAUUGACACUGACAAAUGGAAUACUUUGAGUCCUUUCAGUGCUUGGUAUGGCACUUUUGAUAUUUUAAACUUUAAUGAUAACACUUAAAUUGUAUAUUUUUAUUUUGUUUUUGUAACUGUUUAAAAAAUUACUUAAAAAAAAUGUAUGGGCAAAUAGUAUUAAGCCAAACAAUACCUCAUGACGUAAAUCGACCGUUCACGAGUCAUUAUAGGGCCCAUAAUAUAAUACAUAAAAUAUGUACCUAUGUAAUGUAUAGAUAGUAAUAAGUGAAUUGAAAAAGUUGACUAUUUUUUGUUAUAUGAUUUUUCUGAGAAAUAUAAAAAAUGUUUUUCGUUAUUGUUAAACUUCCUUAGUCCUGCAAUAAUUUAUGUUUAAAUUUGUAAGAAAACAAUAUAUUUUCGCAUGAAAAGGACAACAUUUUGAUGAAAUACGACACUGCGUUUUAGAACCUAAGUUACAAAUUAUAUAUUUCAAAUUUUUUCUUAUGUCAAUAAUUUUCUUCUUCAAAAUUCUCGAAUUUCUUCUUUAUAGAAUAGACUGU